AAUGUGCCAAGCCAAAUGUCAAAACUAAAUUUUUUAGUGAAUGCUCAUUAAUGCAACAGACGCGCUAACUCUAAGUAUUUUGCAAAACCAAUCGUAUUGUGCUAACAAUGUACACAAGAAAAAUAUUUCCGAUUCUGCGCUAUGUGUUGGGACGUGAUCUACAUUUAGGACAUUUAAGACAGUUACCAAGUCCCACCAAAACAUUUGGUAUUACACAAACUUCUUCCGUAACCCAGACAAGGCAGGCACAGCUACCCUUAAUAACCAUAUCUCAGAUGCGAGGUUAUGCAAAAAGCAAAGAUAAGAAAAAGGAGAAAGGUAAAAAAACGGCCAAAAUUGAAAUUAAUGAAACGCAACUCCGCGAGGUAAUAAACUUCGAUGCGGUAAAUGGACAAAUGCAGAAGGCGGUUCAGCAGAUGAAAGAAGAUUUCAUUAAACAUUUGUCAUUACGUUCUACCUCAGGCGCUAUAGAAACCCUGCGUGUGCACAUCGAUGGGGCUGAGCAUGAAUUGCAGGAGCUCGCGCAAAUUUCCCGAAAAAAUCCUAAAACAAUUGUUGUUAAUAUGAUUGCUUUUCCUCAAACCAUACCUGAUGUACUAAAGGCAAUUGAUAAUAGUGGCAUGAAUCUUAAUCCACAACAAGAUGGAACCACGCUUUUCAUUCCUAUACCGAAAGUGACAAAAGAACAUCGCGAGAACCUAUCAAAAAAUGCGAAGGCUCUAUUCAUCAAGUACCGUGAUACUAUACGAGAUAUACAAAAUAAUGUAAUAAGGAAAAUAAAAAAACAGUCUGAAAUGUCUAAGGAUGAUAUCUUCGCUAUUCAAACACAAGUAACAGCUAUUGCGGAUAACUAUAUAGCAGAAGCAGACAAAUUACUAGCAACGAAACAGAAAGAGCUACUUGGCGAAUCUUAAAUAGUAAAAUACACAGCUUCUAAUGCCAAGACUGAAUAAUAAAAAUAUAUGAAUAAAUUGUA
Anastrepha ludens (Mexican fruit fly) is the source of this 976-nucleotide messenger RNA. RefSeq names its product ribosome-recycling factor, mitochondrial (gene mRRF1). The record is from RefSeq and is a predicted model, not a curated record. Bases 108 to 914 code for a protein of 268 amino acids. Gene Ontology annotation, cellular component: mitochondrion. Gene Ontology annotation, molecular function: ribosomal large subunit binding. Gene Ontology annotation, biological process: translation. NCBI's taxonomy places the organism in Eukaryota, Metazoa, Arthropoda, Insecta, Diptera, Tephritidae. The transcript has a single exon.